This is a messenger RNA of Hyalella azteca, 2574 nucleotides long. Its product is annotated as vacuolar protein sorting-associated protein 13. Gene Ontology annotation, biological process: protein retention in Golgi apparatus; protein targeting to vacuole. Lineage: Eukaryota; Metazoa; Arthropoda; Malacostraca; Amphipoda; Hyalellidae. Gene Ontology annotation, cellular component: extrinsic component of membrane. The record is from RefSeq and is a predicted model, not a curated record.
AUGGCUGUGGUCUUCUCUGCAGAAAUUGUUGCCAACUGCCUGACGCAGAAGCUCGAGGUUUACUUCAUGACUGAGCGCGGCAACGAAGUGGAACGCGUCAAGAUCCUCGCGCCUGGGGAGGUGGCUUAUCUUCCCCUUAGGGCUGUUCACACUCCUACUGCUGAGCUUUUCUUCUGCGUGAGCGGCUACAGCGUCUCGCGACUACCCCUCGUGUGGCGAGGGCUACAGAACGACCCUCAGAAGCUGCAUCCCCUCACCUGCGUCGCCAAGACCGACCCUCACAACCCCAGCAACCCCAAGCGACAUGACUACAACUUUGUGGCGAGUUGCCAAGUGGAACAGAUCCUGUGGGAGUCUACGACGCGUAGGACUCUUGACGCCGUCCUGACAAUGGUGGAGGUACGUCCUUGCGUACAGCUGCAGAACCUGCUGCCCUUCCCCCUCGUCGUGACGCCCCCCAACUGCAGCGACAACCUCGUCGUCGCCCCUGGCGUCGUCCUAGAGCUGCCCUAUGCCCAGCCUGGGGCCAUGUACCUAGAACUGCAGCUGUUAUCUUACUACGGCCGUAACUGGAAGUGCGGCCGUAGCAUCGAGUCCGUACCUGCCGUGCUGGACGUAUGGACGUUCGAGGGAUGUCCUGAGGGAGGAACCCUCACCUACACGGGGGGCGCCACGUCCACCCUCGAGCUGGGGGUGCACACCAGCACCCACCGGGGCACCAUCACCAUGGCCCUCUACUGCCCCUUCUGGAUGCUUAAUAAGACCGGGCUUGAUCUCACCUAUCGGAAGUCCAAUAAGCCUGACAGAAGUCUGUCAGUGAGCUCUGUCAGCUCUAUAGACAGCAGACAGGAGGGCUCGGUAGACAGUACCGUCUCUAGCCCUGUCUCGCCUGUCAAGGGCGACGUACCGAACAACUACAUCAACCACAGCCGCAGCAACAACGACCCAGUUCUUUUCUCCUUCAAAUCCAAAGCAUUUUUUGGCAAGAAAAAAGCCAGUGUGCGCGCCGAAGACAGCGACUGGAGCGACAAAUUUGCGCUCGAUGCAGUCGGGAGCAAUGGGAUCGUAACAUGUCGGUCCCGGGACCAGCGGACAGGAAGUGAACGUGUUUAUCAGCUCAACGUAAACAUCAGUUUAAGUGCUAACAGUCUUACCAAGAUCGUCGUAUUUACGCCUUUCUAUAAAGUGGUGAACCGCGCACCACAUCGCCUUCAGCUGCAGCAUUAUGGUCAUCAGACAUGGAAGGACCUGGAGCCUGGAGUGUGCGAGGGGCUGUGGGCGGACUGUACCACAUGUAGUGUACGUGUACGUGUACGUGGCACCAUGGAGACCACGUCGCCCAUAGCGUAUAACUUCCUACACGCGACGCUCUUCAGGCUAGACAACGCAUACGGGGGCGUAUACGCCGAGACUGUGGAGGCCGAGGGUGGUGCGGGUGUGGUGCUGGCUCUUAAUGGGUAUCAGGAGCACAGUGCUGCGGCCGUGCUGAUCAACAGACUGCCUGUUGCUGUGUCAGUAUGGCAGCAGCAUCACCCACAGCACCGCAGCACUGCGCUCCCCCAUCAGAUGCUGCAGUUUGCCUGGGCUGAGGCGUCGCCCGCACCCAAACUCUGCGUCCAGUGCGGCGAUUUUGAGCCCAUCGUUAAGGAGAUGCACGUGGGGCUGACACUGCUGGCGGGGGGCAACAGUGGGGGGUUUGCAGACCUGUUCAGUGGGGGGCAGCGCUGGCUGGUCUUCAGUGAAGACCUUGACCUGCUGGAUAGUCUGCUACGGGACGACCUCAAGGAACGCGUCACGUCCCACGUCAGCGUCGCCCUCAGCAGACUGGGACUGUCCCUGGUGGAUGACGUGUUGGCCAGGGAGGUCAUGUAUAGUGCCGUCACUAGCUCAGGCGUGGUGUGGGAGAACCGCAAGUACGGAGGGCGGAAGCGGCGCCCCUUCAGCGCCUCCCACACCGAGCUGCUGGAGGCCGCGUACCAACGCUACUGCCACGCACACCUCGUACCCGACCACGCGGGGCCACGUGCUUCUACCGUCGUCAUCGUCGCUCCGAACCUCGAAGUUGACUUCGCCGCAAUGGUUGUGCGUAAACCAUUCAACCGCCACCUCAUCCGCACCUACGAACCUGGUCUCUGGAUGCAGGUGGAGCAGUACCAGCAGCGCAGGCACCUGCACCUGAAGGUGAACCAGCUGCAGGUGGACAACCAGCUCACUGACGUGCUCUUCCCCACAGUCUUCUACAGGGUCAAGCCUGCCAAGAGCGUCAUGGACGAGACCGUGCCCAAGCCGCUGUUCGAGGCGAGCAUGGUACAAGUAGAACAGCGUAUAGGUCUACUCGAGUACAAGUAUGUGUCGGCGCUGCUGCAGGAGUUCCACGUCAUGGUCGAGAUGCCCUUUGUUAGCGCCCUCCUCGCCCUCCUGGUCCCUCAGACUGACGUGCAACAGCUGCUUUACACCCCUGAGAAGGUAGCGCAGGACACAGCGCUGGUGCAGGGCAGCCUGUCGCAGGCCGUCGUGACGCAGCAGGCUGCACGGCCUGUCUUCUUCCACUACCUGCACCUGUCACCCAUCAAG